Molecule: messenger RNA, 493 nt
Organism: Pararge aegeria (speckled wood butterfly)
Lineage: Eukaryota; Metazoa; Arthropoda; Insecta; Lepidoptera; Nymphalidae
Product: peritrophin-1-like
Exons: 2
Coding region: 41-442 (133 amino acids)
Cellular component (GO): extracellular region
Molecular function (GO): chitin binding
Source: RefSeq, a predicted model, not a curated record
UCAUAUCCAUCUUAGCAUUGUAAAAUAGUAAUUGGCUAAAAUGGGUGUCAAAGGUGAAAUAUUUGUCCUAAUCGUCUUCGCUUUAGUCGUAGAAGGCAUUACCUUCGCUGAAGCCCGAUCGAAAGAUAUUCCAAUAAGAAAUCCACCGGUUCAAAAUAUUCCUGUACGCUGCAUCACCAACACUGUGACAAAAGUUUCCUGCGAUAAUGUCACCGUUUCAGACAACCUUGUACCACACCCUGAUGACUGUCAGCUCUUCUAUUACUGCGUGACAGCUUACCUACCGCCCAUAUGUCGCCAGUGCCCUGCCGGAUUGCAUUUCAAUCCUCAAAAGCAUGUUUGCGAUCUACCUGAACAAGCUGGAUGCCAAUCUAAUUUUGCAAGCACUAGUGAACCCUCUAACGAACAAUUCGAAACCAGCACAGCAGAUUAUUAUGUCUAGGUCAUAGCUUUUGGAGAAUAUAAGAGUCCGAAUGACUACUGGUAUGAUUUG